AUGGUGCUCAUCGACGCGGGAUGCGAAUACAACGGCUACGCGUCAGACAUCACGCGGACGUUUCCUGCAUCGGGCGUUUUCUCGCAGCCUCAGCGCGACCUAUAUGUCGCGGUGCUGGCGGCACAGAAAGAACUCAUUCCGUUAUGUACAGAGGAAUCUAAUCUCAGCCUGAACGAUCUGCAUCGUAAAUCCGUCGAAUUCCUGCGGAGGGAGCUCCUUCAGAUCGGAUUUGACAUAUCGAUGAUGUCCGGCGACAUGAACGUACUCUAUCCUCACUUCCUCAGCCAUCCUAUAGGCAUAGACCUCCACAACUCGACGAAUUUCGAGCGAGCAGGAAGGUUGAAGGCGGGUAUGGUGGUAACAAUCGAACCCGGGCUGUAUGUGCCGCCGGCCGCGCAAUUCCCAAAGCACUUCCAUGGAUUAGGCGUUCGCAUCGAGGACGAGGUGCUCGUGGGUCAAGAGCAUGCUACCGUUCUCAGCGCGGAAGCACCCAAGGAGAUCAGCGAUGUAGAAGGCGCAUGCCAAGGGUUGCUCGGAUUCGAGCCAUAUUGA
Punctularia strigosozonata HHB-11173 SS5 is the source of this 552-nucleotide messenger RNA. Its product is annotated as peptidase M24. The coding region runs from base 1 to 552 and encodes 183 amino acids. Lineage: Eukaryota; Fungi; Basidiomycota; Agaricomycetes; Corticiales; Punctulariaceae. The record is from RefSeq and is a predicted model, not a curated record. The transcript has 5 exons. Gene Ontology annotation, cellular component: mitochondrion. Gene Ontology annotation, molecular function: aminopeptidase activity.